ACAGGGUGUCUUGACAUCCAUAAUGUCCUCAAAUAUACUGAUUCCUAAAUCAAAAGAAGCUAAUUCUAACAAUCACAACUUCACAAGAAGGAAACAAAAAAAAUCCAAUUCCUUACUUAGGUUACAAGGCUAUAUCCAUGUUCAUUGAUGCCUUGCUCUUCUUACCAUUCUACUUGCAACUUCCAUCCCGAAUAAAACAUUCCUCCUCUACAGUCUACACUACCCUGUUAUAUAUAUAACAUAUUUGCUCUUUCGAUUUUCUGCGAACACCUUGCACUAACUGAAGAUGGCUUUUGCCUCUGUUUAUCCCUGCAAAAGUACGCCUCACGUAUCUCACUUCACCCUAACUUCUCUCACCUAUGUAGGCUCUCCAACAUGUAGAAGAAACCUACAUAUACCUAAAGCGAUGAAACUUAUCCCCGAGUCUAUACACCAGACAUGGAAUCUGAGAAAAAGUAUCAGCCACCAGAGGAAGCUCGAGAUAAAUCCCCCGUUAGCAGCAAUGGACUCAGACACCAGCUACCAGAUUCACUCUUUGGCAGAUGUUGUCAACAAAUUUUACAAAUGUAUCAACGACAACGACAGGAAGGCGCUAGAGGAUCUCAUCUCAAGCGACUGUCGUCUUGAGGAUUCAGCUUUCCCCUAUAUAAUCCACAAGAAGAAGGAAGUCAUAAGCUUGUUAGUUCAACUUGCUGAUUCUAUGGGUGAAAAUGUCCAGUUCAAACUAGGAACUGUUUGUCAAGGAGAAGAACUCAUAGCUUCUGUGAAUUGGCAUUUGGAGUGGAAGGAAGACCAAAUCCCUUUCUCUAAAGGGUGCAGUACUUUUCAGUGCUCAAAUGAAGGUGAUAGACUUGUAAUAAGGAAAAUCCAGAACAUAACAGAGUCACCGGUAAAACCCGGUGUAUUAACCAUGGCUUUGCUUAAGAUGGUGAGAUCACUGUUCGACGAAUUCCCUAAGCCUGCAAAAUGGUUCCUAAAGAGUCCACAUAUCAUUCUUCAGGCAGUGCUUAACAUAUACGGCCUAUUCUUAAGCCCCAUUGUAAACCCAAUUCUAACAGUGUACAUCACUCUAUGUAAAAUUAUGGCUCGAACACUUGGCUCCGUGAUGAGUUUUCUGCACCUCAUUUCAAGAUUUUUCAAUAAUAACUCAACAUCAACCGACAUUGAUACAAAGUCAUCAUCAACUAACAUCGAUAAAACUUCACCACCAACUGACACUGAUAAUGAUGAUACCUCAGUCAUGGAAACUGAGGAAGAACCUAACACUCUGCCAGAACAAACUUAGGCAUUUCUAUUGCUGUCCUGUUUCGACCACGAGUCCAACAUAGUCAGGGCAAGAAGCGGCCCAAGGAUGGGAGGUAGCUGUGGCGGCCUGCUGAAGGCCACAAUUUGGUCAGUGGCCUUCUCAUCUGCAACUGUUCUCUUUGCCUUACCACUCUCUUCAUUUCCAUUCUUUUUUGGCUCCAAUGAAGGACCAAUUCCACCUGUUGUAGAUACCAACAUUUUGUUCAGUGAUUAUUUACAAUUAUUGUAACACUACAACGAAGUAUAUAGUUCAGUUAUAUUACCCCAUG
Spinacia oleracea (spinach) is the source of this 1574-nucleotide messenger RNA. RefSeq lists its product as uncharacterized. The record is from RefSeq and is a predicted model, not a curated record. Lineage: Eukaryota; Viridiplantae; Streptophyta; Magnoliopsida; Caryophyllales; Amaranthaceae. The transcript has 6 exons. Bases 287 to 1285 code for a protein of 332 amino acids.